AUGCGGCCGACCUUGACUCGAUCGUUAUUGAGGGAGCUUUCGCUCUCGAUUCUGCUGGAGGACCAUUUCUUCGUGCCGAUAGCCGUACAAAUGAGCCCGACGAACCUGUCUAUUUUAUUUUUGCAUCAGACGCUGGCUUGGAACGCUUGCGGACUAUUCACGAAUGGUGUAGCGACGGAACUAUCGCCGGCAAACUUAUUUCAACUCUACACCAUCAAUGUACUUGUCGACCACUCCAGCAUUCCUAGCGCGUUUGUCCUUAUGUCUGACAAGUCGCAGGAAAGCUACACCAGAGUCUUGGACGCUCUGCAAGUAUUGGUCAUUGGAGGCCCCGCUUCUGUGAUGCUUGACUUCGAAAUCGGGAACCUACAGCUUCCAGGAAUUAUGUGGACGGCCAAAACAACCGUCCCCCCGAUGUUCCCGAUAGAUACUUGGAAUCACUUUGAAACACAACUCGACGGAGAGCUCGGACGGACGAACAAUGCACAAGAAGGCACACAUCGAGCGCUCAACCAACGGUUUCCCGGAAGUCACCCUACUCUUUCCAAGGUGAUUACGAUUCUCCAGACCGAGGAUCAAAUUGCCACCGAAAAGCUGCGGCCCCGUCUACUUGAUCCCACCAAACCUGUGGUCCUGCAUUCCCGGAAAAAGGCAUAUGUUGCCAACGACGAAGCUAUAAAUAAGCUGGUCAAUGGCUAUAACAAUUUAGCGAACCCUACUGAUGCUCAAAUCCUCGCUUACCUGUUUGCCGUUCAGUACCGCCUAGGCCAAAACAACUUUAAUCAUUGGGAUGAC
Molecule: messenger RNA, 795 nt
Organism: Mesorhabditis spiculigera
Lineage: Eukaryota; Metazoa; Nematoda; Chromadorea; Rhabditida; Rhabditidae
Source: the annotation of a GenBank genome assembly